Racocetra persica is the source of this 147-nucleotide messenger RNA. The record is from the annotation of a GenBank genome assembly. Lineage: Eukaryota; Fungi; Glomeromycota; Glomeromycetes; Diversisporales; Gigasporaceae.
GAAUGAUAGAAGAGCCGGCCCAAAUAAACUCAUCUGAUCCCAAAGAGGUCAAUUCAUCACAAAAGAUUCCAGAUUGGGUUAGUAAUAAUCUAAGACCUCUCGUCCACGAGCUUGGUCUCGAAGAUAAAGUUAUGGAAUUUGAUAAAA